GCGCUGGCCGCGAGUUGCGGCGCCUUUAAGCGUCGCGGUGACACGUGUGUGAGGCGGCCGAGGCCCGGAUGGUGCGUGUGCGGGGCCCGGGCCGAGCAGACGCCAGCGCCGCGGGCCUGCAGCCGGGCCCGCCGAGGGCCGGAUUCUGAACGACUGACCUGCGGCUUUGCUGAUUUAAGAGGCCAGAGCCGAGGAGCGUGGCAUCUGAGGGUUGUGCACCCCGCACCUGCCCCGUCUGGCCCGGAACCUGACCCCAUGCUGCAGCCGCCGUGCACCCAAGUUCACACGUCCCAGUGAUGCACCAUGCCGAUAGUUGAUAAAUUGAAGGAAGCCCUGAAGCCCGGCCGCAAGGACUCGGCCGACGAUGGCGAGCUGGGCAGGCUCCUGGCCUCCUCUGCCAAGAAGGUCCUUCUGCAGAAGAUUGAGUUCGAGCCCGCCAGCAAGAGUUUCUCCUACCAGCUGGAGUCCCUGAAGAGCAAAUACGUCCUGCUGAACCCUAAGGCGGAGGGAGCCAGUCGCCGCAGGGGUGGAGAGGAGCCUCAGGCCAGGAACCAGGGUACAGGCAGCGAGCAUGCGUAUGAGAGCAGUGGGGACGGCGUCCCCGCCCCCCAGAAAGUGCUCUUCCCCACCGAGCGGCUGUCCCUGAAGUGGGAGCGGGUUUACCGCGUGGGGGCGGGGCUGCACAACCUCGGCAACACCUGCUUUCUGAACUCGACCGUCCAGUGCUUGACCUACACGCCGCCACUGGCCAACUACCUGCUUUCCAAGGAGCACAGUCGCACCUGUCACCAGGGCAGCUUCUGCAUGCUCUGCGUCAUGCAGAACCACAUCGUACAGGCCUUCGCCAACAGCGGCAACGCCAUCAAGCCCGUCUCCUUCAUCCGAGAUCUGAAAAAGAUUGCCCGGCAUUUCCGCUUUGGGAACCAGGAAGACGCGCACGAAUUCCUCCGGUACACCAUCGACGCCAUGCAGAAGGCCUGUUUGAACGGCUGUGCCAAGUUGGAUCGUCAAACGCAGGCGACCACUCUGGUCCAUCAGAUUUUUGGGGGCUAUCUCCGAUCGCGGGUGAAGUGCUCAGUGUGCAAGAGUGUCUCGGACACGUACGACCCGUACUUGGACGUGGCGCUGGAGAUCCGGCAAGCUGCUAACAUCGUGCGUGCCCUGGAGCUCUUUGUGAAGCCAGAUGUCCUGAGCGGGGAGAACGCCUACAUGUGUGCAAAAUGCAAGAAGAAGGUUCCAGCCAGCAAGCGCUUCACCAUCCACAGAACGUCCAACGUCUUGACCCUCUCCCUCAAGCGCUUUGCCAACUUCAGCGGGGGGAAGAUCACGAAGGACGUAGGCUACCCGGAGUUCCUGAACAUCCGCCCGUACAUGUCCCAGAGCAGCGGCGAGCCCGUCACGUACGGGCUGUACGCGGUCCUGGUGCACUCCGGCUACAGCUGCCACGCGGGCCACUACUACUGCUACGUGAAGGCGAGCAACGGACAGUGGUACCAGAUGAACGAUUCCUUGGUCCAUUCCAGCAACAUCAAGGUGGUGCUGAAUCAGCAGGCCUACGUGCUCUUCUACCUGCGAAUCCCAGCCUCGAAGAAGAGCCCUGACGGCACCCUCCCCAGGGCGGGGUCGUGCGCUGCCGGCCGGGCCGCCGUCGCGGACCACUUCAAGAAGAACGUUGGCAACGGGAUUCUGUCCUCCUCGCUGACCGGAAAGCGGCCGGACUCGGCGACGCCGAAGAAGCUGCCAGCCCCGGCGGAGCUCGGCGUGCUCGUUCCCAGGAAUGGCUCUGUGCUGGGCCUGAAGUCUCAGAAUGGAUACGGUCCUCCGAAGCCACCCUUGGGGUCCCCUUCGCCCCGACUCUCCAAAACGCCCCCCAACACGCCGACCAUUCUGGAUGAGUCCGGAAAGAAAGUCAAAAAGUCGGCUCCCCUGCCGUUCACAUCCCCACCACACAGAGCUGCUCAGGGGCCCCACAGUGCCAGCGGCAGGGGCGGCGGCCACAGGCCCGGCUCCUGGGACGGCAGGGGCGCCACCCCCUCCCCCUCUACCUCACCCAGGCUCCCGGCCGCAGUGACUGCCAACGGGCCCACGACGGGCGGCACGAGCCCUGAGCCCAACAUGAAGGGUGCCAAUGCCCCCAGCCCGGAGCCCUCUGCCAGCAGCGACCCCGCCAGGGCCCCCACGACACCCGAGGGCAGAGCCACCCCAUUGGGUGAUCCUCAGGGAGCAAACCCCAGCGUGCCGCCAGACGGAGAGGACCCCAAGGUGGCGAAGCCCAAGUCCCCCGUCCCGAGCAGCACGGCCACCGAGCCCGCAAGCAUCAUGUCUCCUCCACCAGCCAAAAAACUGGCCCUUUCUGCCAAGAAGGCCAGCACCCCGCGGAGGGCAGCCGGCAAUGACCUCCGUCCGCCCCUCUCGCCACUGUCCGACCUCACCUACCCCAGGAAAACCACCCACCCGGUCGCCGCCUCCGCCUGGCCUGUCCGCACCAUCAGACCGGCCAGCCAUCCGAAGCUCCCCGUCAGCCCCUGCUCCGCGCCACUGUCCAGUAGCCCCCGGCCCCUCGGGACGUCAGACCCACAGAGCUGCUGCUCCACCUCUGCUCCCCUGCCUCAGGUCAACGGGGGCUCCCGGGCCCCUCCACGCCAGCUGCCGGAGGCCAGCAAACCCCCCCAGAGCCUCGGUAAGAAGAGGAAGAAGAGCCGCAGGGGAGCGACCCAGGGGCAGGGCUCAGACACGUGCCCCGCGGCGGCGGCCCCUCCUGGGAAGAGGAGAAGGAAGAAGAGGAAGCGCUCGGAGGCCAUGGACGCCUCCCCCCUCCAGGAGGGGCAGGUACGGGGGCAGCACUGCAGCCUCGAGCGCAGCAAGGAGGGCCGGGCUGAGGUGCCCGUCGACAGCCUGGAGGAGGAGGAGGCCGGGCAGCGGCAGAACGGCCAGUGCCUGGCAGGUGGCCCACAAGCAGGCUGUGGGACCAGCGGCCACCACGUGAGCAGCAGGAAGAGGAGACGGAAGGGAGCGGAGGGCCUCGGUGCCGAAGACUGCCUCCCGCGGGCCCCGCCGUGGCCCAGGAGCUGCUUGCUCUCGGACGUCACUGGGUCAGAGGCCGGUGCAGCGUCUCCAAGGAAAAAGAAAAAGAGAAAAAGGCAGCAGGAGUCUCAGCAGGAAGUACCGGAGAACGAGCACCCCGAAGCCUCCAGGGGCGAGAGGCGGAGGGGCCCCGCCGUCCCCGGGAGCCAGGCCUCAGUGGCUGUGAACGGCAGGUGUCCCGGGGACCGAGCAGGGCGGGCGCAGUCUCCGCUCAUGUCCCGGGGCCGAGACCGGGAGGCCGACGUGCUCCAGGAGCUGCUUGCCUGCGCCUCGGAUAAGGCCUACGGGAGAAAAGUGUUGACGUGGGACGGCGAGGUGUCGGCCGUCAGUCGGGACGCCAUUCAGGACAGCAGGUGGGCCCGCGCGGCCACAGUGAUCGACGACUGGGACGAAGAGUUCGACCGAGGGAAGGAAAAGAAAGUGAAAAAGUUCAAGAGAGAAAAGAAAAGAAACUUCAACGCCUUCCAAAAACUUCAGAGUAGACGCAACUUUUGGUCUGUGACUCACCCAGCUAAGGCUGCCAGCCUCAGCCACCGCCGCUGAGCUUGCUGCUGUUGAGAUGGCCUCCGGAGACGAGGUGUCCUUCCCGGGUCCUGUCCGUCCGAGCCGAGAACAGCCUUGCCGAGAACCAUGGUGCCCCGUGGCCACCAGGCCGGCACCGCGAGCCGCCGCGGGAGGACGGCCCACGGAGACCUCCGGCUGCUUUGGACUGGGGCGUCUGGGGUCACGGCACACACCGUGACAGAGUGCAUGGCCGUGCGUACCACGUGUGGCAGGACGCCAGGCUGGCGGAGCGUGUGGCCCACGGGGAGAGCCGGGGAGGCUGGCGGCUGGACCCUGCUGCUGCCACCGGCGCCACUGUCUGGUCCCGGCCUCCCGGUCUCCGCGGGGCGGGGGCCCCGUCUACACCUUACGCGUACCCUGGAAGAGGAAGCCCAGGCCUCCCUUUCGUGCGGUCGGGGCAGCCCUUGCGGUGUGUGCGUCCCGCGCAAGAGACUCCAGCGUCUCUGGAGAGCAGGGCCCCGAAACGACGUGUGGACACCUCUGCCUUUCCGGCCGUUCAUCCUGAGGCGGCUUCGCCGGCCCUCCCCCGCAGCUGCGGCGACCCGGGGGCCCUCGUUGAGGUGGUGGUCUUGGCGUAGAACCCUCCUUUUCUUCUACUACUUAACACGAGACUUUCGUUUCGACCAGGUCUGUGGCUUCCAUUAGCAAUAUGUUCCUCCCCUGAUACGCAACACCGGCUGCAUUUGCUCAAUUUUGUGAGUGCUUUGGAACUUAGAUGAUUGUACGACUCGAGAAGAUCACGUUUUUACCUUACCCGAGCUGUGCCUGCGAACUUGUAAUUUAAUAAAUGUGCAAAACCCGCAGUCGAGGUGGCGUUUUGCGGAGUGCACACAUGUGACCCGGUGCUAUCGGGCGCAGAAGUGAGCCUUAGGGUGACUCCCCGCCGUGCGAGUGCGCUUUCUUGCCUCUUGGGAGCGUCCACGUGGAAGUGGACGGAUGUCUGGUGUGGACCUGUCCGUGCUGCGCGGCCCGAGCCUGCUGGUGCCCUUGUCUGUCUCUUGUUCCCGAGCCUUGCCGCGCGCUCCGGGGCCUGGGGGGCGGGAGGGGGGGGUCAGAAAAAGUGUUAUGUUUUUCACAGGGGGAGACACGUUAACUUUUUCACGGAGGUAGCUCUGUUUGGUUUUCCCUUCUAUUUUUCUAUUUCUCUUUGGAAAAGGUGGGGAGAGUGCUAGUAGGCGUGACUGCUCCGGGGCUGACCCGGGGCCCAGUGCCGUUUGCUGUUUCAGAGGACGGAACUUCCUUCACGGAGGAGGGUUGUUCCCCCGGUGCCCCCCCAGCCCGCAGUGUUCUAUGGCUUUGUCACCUGCCAGUUUGGAGGGAAGACAGGUACCUUUAUGGGCAGGGCUUCCCCACUCCCACCCCCUGCAGUGUUGACCUUCAUUCUUAUAUGGGCCUAUUUUUCUGGAACGUUCUGUAGUUGAAUUGUUCUCAGCACAGAGUCUGUCUCUUUUCUUGCUCCCCCUUCAAACCAGGCUCUCCCCUUCUCCACCGGGUCAUUACGAAGCCUCGUACUGAGGAGAACGUGCCCCCUGUGUCUUGGGCGGUGCUGAGCGUGCCUGUCUCCCGCAGUCAUGGCGUUCGGUAGGGGCGAGCCCUUUCCUCCCACAGAAGGUCAUCGCCACACUGGGAAGGGGGAAGGAUGGGCCCGGAAAAUCAGUCCAAACUCUAGGAAAUGUAAAUAUAUAAACAUAUAAAUAACUAAAACUUUUUAAUAGCAGUGAUUUGGUUGACUUAGAACAUGGGUCUAAUUUAACUUUGUGUUGGGGGAGGGGUGCCCCUUCUUCCAUUGGUCCCGUGUGGCCUCACUCACCUGCCUUUUCCCGGUGGGCUUAGCCCACCACGUGCCCGCGCACUGUGCCUCCGCUUCGGGGACUGAGGCGCCUCAGACGUUGCCAAGAUCUGGCUGCAAUAAAGUGAGUUUUUGUGA
Messenger RNA from Hyaena hyaena (striped hyena), 5575 nucleotides. RefSeq names its product ubiquitin specific peptidase 36 (gene USP36). Gene Ontology annotation, cellular component: cytosol; nucleus. Gene Ontology annotation, molecular function: cysteine-type deubiquitinase activity; cysteine-type endopeptidase activity. The transcript is spliced from 21 exons. Gene Ontology annotation, biological process: regulation of apoptotic process; protein deubiquitination. Lineage: Eukaryota; Metazoa; Chordata; Mammalia; Carnivora; Hyaenidae. The coding region runs from base 304 to 3627 and encodes 1107 amino acids. The record is from RefSeq and is a predicted model, not a curated record.